This is a messenger RNA of Ctenocephalides felis (cat flea), 873 nucleotides long. Its product is annotated as metastasis suppressor protein 1-like. Bases 89 to 820 code for a protein of 243 amino acids. Gene Ontology annotation, molecular function: actin binding; phospholipid binding. Gene Ontology annotation, biological process: plasma membrane organization; cell projection assembly. The record is from RefSeq and is a predicted model, not a curated record. The transcript is spliced from 7 exons. Lineage: Eukaryota; Metazoa; Arthropoda; Insecta; Siphonaptera; Pulicidae. Gene Ontology annotation, cellular component: actin cytoskeleton; cytoplasmic side of plasma membrane.
CACUAAAGAUAUAGGAUCAGCGCUUACCCGAAUAUGUUUAAGGCAUCGAGCUGUUGAAGCAAGGGUCAAAACAUUCACAAAUGCCAUCAUGGAUAGCCUAGUGAUACCACUUCAGGAGAAAUUGGAAGAUUGGAAGAAAGGAGUUAUUAAUCUUGAAAAAGAGCAUUUGAAAGAAUUUAAGCGUGGCCGAUCUGAUUUAAAAAAAUAUUCGACCGAUACUUUACGGAUACAGAGAAAAGCAAAGAAAGGAAAUAAUAACGAACUCCAAGGUCGAGUAGAAAGCUGCUUACAGGAUGUAACGGAGUGCAAGCUGUCAUUGGCAGAAGUUGAACGACGUGCUGUACGUGCAGCCAUGACAGAAGAGCGGGCUCGAUUCUGUCAGUUUUAUGAACUUUUAGAACCUGUUGUGCAACAAGAAAUGGCCGUAUUGGGUGAACUUUCACAUUUACAGGAUGCCACUGAUCAAUUGCGAAGACUUACUUUAAAUCCAAGAGAUCUUCCUCCAAGUAGUGAACAGGUUGUGGUCGACACCAAGUUUAGGUCAUCACCUAGUUCUCCGCAAUCUUUAGGCUCCCGUAAAGGAUCCGCGUGUUCCAUAAGCUCCCUCAAUUCAAAUUCAUCCAGUAGUGGUUUAUCGCCGGGACUCUCUCCUGGACAAAAUCUUUGGCAACGAAAUUCACCUCAGGCAACAAAUAUUAAUCAUGGAGAUAGCGGAUCUGCAGCAUUGGUUACGAAAUCAGAGAGCAGUUCUUCACGUAGUCAUGUAGAAACUGUGAGUGAGCGACCGCACACGAUUUCAGCAGGGCGCCUGAUCAGAUAGGGCCUAGGGCGGCAGAAACCUUAAUCCGCCACUGCUACUACCCCACCAACGAU